AUGAACUCGGACCUACCAAGUCACUCACUAGAGAAAAAGGCCAGGUCGCAUGCCUCUUGGACCGGUCCCUUCUUAAUACCUAUCCCAGGCGUCCGUACACGUCGUCUCAGGAUAUAUCUCCCCAAUGCUGCGCCUCUAAUCCCCGUCAGACUCACCAGAGUUCGUCGGAAACGCGGCCCUCUGCUCAUUCUUCUCGUCUGUCUUGCUAUUCUAUGUACUUUUACAUUCACAAAAAAGUCCUUUCAACGGCCGACGUGGACAGAAUCACCCUGGAUACAGUCAGAACCAUACGACCCUCCUACCCUCAUUUUCCAGAGACCCCAUCUGCAGCGCAUAUGGAAGUGGGAGGUCGCCAGCGGCCACUAUCCUAGUCGUGAACCAAUACCAGCAGAAAUUCGUCUCAGAGAAGCCCUCACCAAUCCUGCUAUACCCCGUCGGACUGUCAGCGGCAGGCAGAAACCGUAUGUCGCGACCAGUGAAGACGGAUAUGUUACAGAGGCUAUUGGAACAGGCGCGAAACGAGUCUAUCUGGAUAUUCAAAGCCAGCCGCCCAAUGUCGCCUACCCUCCACGUCCGGUACCUGGCAGUGUAGCCGAUAUGGAUAUAAUCAUGAAACAUUGUGAUUUUAGUAAAGGAAAGUAUGUGCGCGACUGUUUGGAAAUGCUACGUAUCGGUGGUGGACUGGACAAUGGGAACAGGUUCAGACGCGAGACUUUGGAUGAUUUCAGGUACAUUUACAUUGAGCAGCCUGAUAACACUACGGUUGGAUUGUCGGAGGAACGAGACCAAGCUCCCCUUUUCCGCAAAUUGGCGCCUCCUCCAAGUCCCGACAGCGAUAUCAACGAAGGUUUGGUCAGGAAAGAAGGCGUUAAUUGGGAGGCCGGCAUUGAUUUACCCCAACCUGCUGUAUACCGCCCUACCAAGUCUCUUCCUUCGCCCUGUGAUCCGGAAAACCCGCGCAUCUUCCAUAUGUUCUGGACGGGGCCUUUCACCGACAAACCAUAUCUGGCGCUCUUGUCCUUCCUCUAUUCCCAAAACACGGGCAUACACCUCAAGAAUUGGCCGGCGGAUGCUAAAGUCUGUCGUCCUCAGUUUUGGUUGUGGAUCAAUCCCGGCCCAGCCGCAUCAGUUCCCAAUCCCAACGCCGUCCGGCAAAUGUAUAAUCAACUCAAGGCAAACCCCUGGGCAUCGCCUUUCCUCCAUCCCCGCUUCAAGGAUGUUAUUCAGUUCAAGAUGUGGAACACAACGGAGCAACUUGAUUCUAUCCCAGAAAUCAGAGACGAGUGGAAGAUGUUCAAGAGCAAUAUGUUCAACUCUGGAGGCACCGUUGUCGGGCUUAAGGAAGAUGUCGGUGCCUCAAAUAGCACCGAGGGUGAAGAGGAUGAAGAGAAAAAGGAUGAUGAUCUUGCUAACCGUGCUGGCACGAAAUCCGAGGAAUCGUAUGACAGGUUAUCUGUCAUUCUCUCGGACAUGGCGCGAUUUGUCCUGUGUCACCGUUUUGGAGGGAUCUAUCUUGAUGCAGACACCAUCCUUCUUCGUGACUGGGAAGAAUUGUGGGGCUGGACAGGUGGAUUCGCAUAUCGUUGGUCGAGGCUGAACAGUUAUAACACGGCUGUCCUGCGCAUGAAUAAGGGAUCUGCUAUGGGGACGUUCUUGUUCCGCUCGGCGUUGAGAGGGGGGUUGCAUUUCCAUCCAAUGGCGGUGUCGAGAUAUACGAUAGAUGCGCACUUAGAACCAUUGUUGCUGCGCUUACCGGACGCGCUCUUCGACGCGGCAUGGCUAAACACUGAAAAUUACCAACGGGAUCGACCACCUCAGCCAUAUUUCACAGAGUUUAGUGAAUUCUUUGAACCUUCUGCAGAGAAAGGCGCUAUGCCUCAUGCAUUGGGUCUCCGUGGAUUCUUCCGAGGAUCCUAUUCAUACCACUUCCACAACUUCUGGUGGAAACCCUUUGAUCCUUCCCGCAACUUCCCAGACCUUGGACCCAGAUUCAAGGACGGUGAAGAGGCUGCCCGCGCUGCGCUACGCAAAGAAAAAUACAAAGCACUAGUCAAAGAACGUCUCCAGGCUGUAGAUACAGCUACUUUGGAGCCAUUGCCAAAGGAGACUGACCUUAACGAAGAGGAGCCUGAACCACGGGAUCUGAGCUGGUCAACGGUGAUCAAACGGACUUUUGAGGCGUAUUUACGUGGAGAGGCGCCGAAUAUGUAUGGAGAGUGGAUUCAGUGGAUCCGAAUGAGCAAAUUUAUUAAACAAAACAAACAAGGCCAACGUGUUCCAGCGGAUCACGAUCUACGUCGCGUCCCCCUCUCUUCAUCCCCACACACUGAUCCAGGCCAUAUUCAACAAAUGUUCAAUCUCAUCAGGCGUAUUUCUUACGGCGUCAUUCCUCGGCCUGAUAGGCCUUGGGAGGAAGAUCCGACUUCCAAUGCACCCCAGACGGGGCGGAAGCGUCGGUUAAGCUCCACAGAGCGGCACUCGCGAGACGACGCGGACCAGGCAAACAAGAAAGCGCGUGGGGAGAGUGCGACACCUUCAGUGGCAGACGCAGAGGGGUCUUUGAUUGCUGCGCCCCAGGUCGAUACACAAGAAGUGAAGGAUGUCACUCAGGGCGUCAAGGAGGUCGAUUUGGACGGCAAGGCAUCUGCACCGUCAGCAGAGGAGGCGGCUUCUGCGCCUGAGAAUGUGCCCCUUCCUGAUGCAAAGUCGGGAGAACUCGAUGAGCUGGCCUCGGAUUCGGGUGAUGCGCCUGCUGAGGUGGCUUUGGAGAAGGAGGGUGAAGGCGAGACUGUCAAGGAGACGGCCGAUGAUGACGAUGAUGCAGCAGACAGCGUACAGUCUUCGUCAGCGGGCGAAGCUGCACUCCCUGAGGACGAGAAAGUGGCACAGGAAACUAAGCCAGCUGCGGAUGCACCUACUAACGAAUUAACGACCGAGUCGCCAUCUAAACAAUAUACUGGAGAUGCAGACGCGACUGCCACGACGACAAAGGACUAA
Molecule: messenger RNA, 2997 nt
Organism: Psilocybe cubensis
Lineage: Eukaryota; Fungi; Basidiomycota; Agaricomycetes; Agaricales; Agrocybaceae
Exons: 7
Coding region: 1-2997 (998 amino acids)
Biological process (GO): maturation of SSU-rRNA from tricistronic rRNA transcript (SSU-rRNA, 5.8S rRNA, LSU-rRNA)
Cellular component (GO): small-subunit processome; nucleolus
Source: RefSeq, a predicted model, not a curated record